Myxocyprinus asiaticus (Chinese sucker) is the source of this 1829-nucleotide messenger RNA. Its product is annotated as integrator complex subunit 15. The record is from RefSeq and is a predicted model, not a curated record. Bases 144 to 1571 code for a protein of 475 amino acids. The transcript is spliced from 8 exons. NCBI's taxonomy places the organism in Eukaryota, Metazoa, Chordata, Actinopteri, Cypriniformes, Catostomidae.
GAAACGUCCUUUACGGGUUUCCGUAGUUAUUUUGCGAUGAACAACUUUCACAUUGUCAGUUAUGUGAGAGAUACGUUUACUGAUUGAAAGAAACUAAUGUAAGCAGUCUAAAUAAUUAACAAAGUUUCUCUUCCACAGCAGAGAUGAGUGAUGUUCGGCAUGCAUUGCUGCGGCGCGAUCCGCUGAGCGCGGCUAAAGAAGUUCUGUAUCAUCUGGACAUCUCACUGGGCAGCGCUCUGCAGAGCUCCACCGGUCCCACACCUGGACUAGAGAAAAGCACAGUGGAGCUGGUGGAGGAGUUUAUCUUUCAUGUUCCUAAAGACAGAAACAUCCAACCCAAGAGGAUGAGCUGCGUUCAGGAACUACAGCUGCUGGAGAUCAUGUGCAGUUACUUCCAGGAACAAAGCAAAGAUGCAAUCCGACAGAUCAUUUUCUCUGCCCUCUUCAGUCUCCAAGGCAACAAGGCUGACGAGAACCGCAUGGCCAUGCUGGGCAAGCUGGUCUCCAUGGCAAUAGCUGUGUGUCGGGUGCCCAUACUAGAGUGUGCAGCCACCUGGUUACAGCGCACACACACUGCAUGGUGUGUUCGGUUGGCUCAGGUGUUGAUGGAUGAUUACUGCACCCUAGUGCCGUGUGCCAUCUCUACACUGCAAAACAUCUGUUCAGCCAGUCCACGAUUCUGCUGCCAGCUCAUCACUGCAGUAACGGCCCUCUAUGACUUCUCCUCAUAUGAGCUGACUCCUUCCCCUGUGCUCUUGGAGAUGCUGGUUGGUUGGAUCACAGAUGAUCCCAGACUGUUGCUGCUCACCUUCAUCAACACGCCCCUCAAUACCAGCCUUCCGUUAGGUUGCCUUGAGAUUACACCCCUUUUAGGUCUGCUGCGAUGGUGUGUGAAAGCUCCGUUAGCCUAUCAGAGAGCUAAGAAGUCAGCUUUGACCAAUGGUCAUGGGGAGAGUGAAAAAGGGACAGCAAAUGAAGAGCUGUACUCUAAACUGCACCUGAGCGUUCUUCAAGUCUUUCUUAUGCUACAGGUCCAUCUGACAGAACAGAAUUUGAUUGGUCGGCUUGCUGUGCUUCCUGUGGAAUCUGUUGCUGCAUUGGUGGAGGAAGUCAGUCGUCUGUGUGAAAAGCUCACGCACCUCUCUGCUGCCAAUCAUAUCCAGCUGGCUCUAGAUAGGCUGGCACAAGCCCUUCAGGUCGCCAUGGCGACAGGAGCCCUUCUGUGUGCCAGGGAGGAUCUUCGGGCUCUGUGUUCCAGACUUCCUCACAACAAUCUGUUACAGCUGGUGAUGUCCGGUCCAGUCGUGCAGCCUCCACCUCACAGCGCUCCCUUUCAGCCCAACAUGUACCCUCACAUCCACCCCGGCCGGCCCUCCCCUCUCUCUCCCCACAGCCCACACCAGUCUGCCCUCCCCUCCCCACACAGCCCACACCCAGUUCUCUCACCACACCCCACACACCCAGCACUCUCGCCACAUCGCGCGUUAACGCCCCACGCUGCACACCCCUCUCUGUCUCCACAUGCCUUUCACCCUGCUGCCAUGGCCUUUCCGUACCGGCCCAUCCGCUAACCAGCAAACAGGACACAUGGUCUUCUCUGCUUCCGCUUGAGAAGAGAACAUAAUAUUUUUGUCUGAAUUCAGGGUUUAAGUCAAAGAAAGUGAGAUUUGCAUCAUCCAAUGAUUAUGAUAAAGAACUACUAUGACCUUUUAUAUCAGAUAACCUUCAAAACAUUUGCUCUGAACCUGAAGAUGUUUUGAUGUGUACAGUAGAAUUAGUUUUUUCCUAGCAACACAUUCUGUUUUUAAAAUUAAAUGCUUCAAAUGUCA